This is a messenger RNA of Penicillium soppii, 483 nucleotides long. It is a transcript of the gene cyn1, whose product is annotated as putative cyanate hydratase. Gene Ontology annotation, molecular function: DNA binding; cyanate hydratase activity. The coding region runs from base 1 to 483 and encodes 160 amino acids. NCBI's taxonomy places the organism in Eukaryota, Fungi, Ascomycota, Eurotiomycetes, Eurotiales, Aspergillaceae. The transcript is spliced from 3 exons. The record is from RefSeq and is a predicted model, not a curated record.
AUGUCUCUUGCAACUCUCGAUACCACUCAGCAUCCAUACCUCCCCACAGCGUCCGCGACGCUCUUUAGAGCCAAGGCUGCCAAAAAGCUCAGCUUCGAAAGAAUCGGCGAGCACCUCGGUCGCAAUGAAGUAGCCGCAGCGGCCAUUUUCUACGGCCAGGCCAAAGCAUCCCAACAAGAUAUUGAAAGGCUGGCUAGUCUACUCGGAAUCCCCCAGCAGCCCUUGGAGGAACAACUCAGUGGGUUCCCCGAUCGCGGUCGCACGGUGGAGAUGCCCCCCAAGGAACCUCUUAUCUAUCGACUUUAUGAGAUUGUGCAGAACUAUGGAUAUGCCUACAAAGCAGUUCUGAAUGAGAAAUUCGGGGAUGGUAUUAUGAGUGCCAUUUCUUUCUCUACCAAGGUUGAGAAGGAGACUGACGAGGACGGUAAUAACUGGGCUGUCAUCACUCUUCGUGGAAAAUGGUUGCCCUUCUCUCGGUUUUGA